This is a messenger RNA of Lottia gigantea (owl limpet), 2973 nucleotides long. RefSeq lists its product as hypothetical. The annotation marks the transcript as partial. Gene Ontology annotation, biological process: proteolysis. The record is from RefSeq and is a predicted model, not a curated record. Gene Ontology annotation, molecular function: serine-type endopeptidase activity. The transcript has 27 exons. Lineage: Eukaryota; Metazoa; Mollusca; Gastropoda; Lottiidae. Gene Ontology annotation, cellular component: Golgi apparatus.
GAAUUUAUCGUAUCAUUCAAUGGUUAUUUCAAGUCUCCAGCAAGAAAGAGAUUUAUUACGGCAGCUCUCCAUGAUGCAACCUUCUCCUGGACUAUAAUAGAGAGAAACAACCCAGCUAAGGAGUUCCCCAGUGAUUUUGAUAUAUUAAAGUUCAAGGGUAAUAGUAAGAAUGGUGUUGAAGCUUUGAAAGAUCAUCCUCUAGUCAAACGUGUUACUCCUCACAAGAUGGUGACCAGAACUCUUAAAUAUAUUAAAGAAAUGGGACCAGAAAUACCCUGUAAUGAAACAGAUAAAGAUUGGGAUCUGACAUUUCAUUCUUCAAGACCAUUAAAUAGAAAGAGUCUAUCACUGGGUACAGCAUAUUGGCACUCUCCCAACAGACAUAGAACUCGACAUUUGAUGAAAGCAGUUCCAAAACAGAUUGUAUCAUCUCUUCAAGCUGAAAUUUUAUGGAAUCUAGGAUUUACAGGUGCUGGAGUAAAGGUGGCCAUUUUUGAUACUGGACUGGCCGCAGAUCAUCCUCAUUUUAAAAAGGGAAGAAUAAAAGAUAGAUCCAAUUGGACGAAUGAAAAAACACUGGAUGAUGGGUUAGGUCAUGGUACGUUUGUAACUGGAGUUAUCAGUAGUUCAAGUGAAUGUCUAGGUUUUGCUCCUGAUGCUGAUAUCUAUGUUUUUAGAGUUUUCACCAAUAAUCAGGUAUCCUAUACAUCAUGGUUUCUAGAUGCUUUUAAUUAUGCUAUUCUGAAGAAGAUUAAUGUGUUGAAUUUGAGUAUAGGUGGACCUGAUUUUAUGGACCACCCCUUUGUUGAUAAGGUGUGGGAAUUAACAGCUAAUAAAGUUAUUAUGGUAUCAGCUAUUGGUAAUGAUGGACCACUCUAUGGGACAUUAAAUAACCCAGCAGAUCAGAUGGAUGUUAUAGGGGUUGGUGGUAUAAACUUUGAGAAUCAGAUUGCUAGGUUCUCUUCUCGUGGUAUGACUACUUGGGAACUACCUGCUGGUUACGGUCGUGUUAAACCAGAUAUUGUAACAUACGGUUCUGCAGUUAGAGGAUCAGCUUUAAAUGGAGGAUGUAGACAUCUAUCUGGUACUAGUGUCGCUUCACCAGUUGUAGCAGGGGUGGUAUCUCUUCUAGCAAGUGCUGUGAUAGACCGUGCUGACAUUUUGAAUCCAGCCAGUAUGAAGCAGGCAUUGAUGGCGUCAGCUCGUAGACUGUCUGAUGUGAAUAUGUUCGAACAAGGAUUUGGUAGACUUGAUUUACAGGGAGCUUAUCGUCAGUUGAAAACUUACAAACCUCAAGCCAGUUUAAGUCCCAACUAUAUAGAUCUGACAGAAUGUCCCUACAUGUGGCCGUACUGUACACAACCUAUUUAUUAUGGUGCCAUGCCUGUUAUAGUCAAUGUUACUAUAUUGAAUGGAAUGGGUGUGUCUGGAACCAUAGUGGACAAGCCCAAAUGGGAGCCAUACACUCCACAAAAUGGAAGAAACAUAGAAGUGUCCUUCUCCUACAGCCCAGUUUUAUGGCCCUGGUCAGGAUAUCUGGCUGUUUCAAUAUCAGUUACUAAGUCUGCUGCAUCAUGGGAAGGCAUUGCUCAAGGGCAGGUCACUCUCACCGUAGAAUCUCCUUCAGAGGAGGAAGAGGGUGAAACCAAGAAAUCAACUGUGACUUUAGAAAUUAAAGUGAAGAUCAUACCAACUCCUCCACGCAGUAAAAGGAUAUUAUGGGAUCAGUAUCAUAAUUUAAGAUAUCCUGCUGGUUAUUUUCCUAGAGAUAAUUUACGUAUGAAAAAUGACCCUUUAGACUGGAAUGGAGACCAUAUUCACACCAACUUUAAAGAUAUGUACCAACAUCUACGUAACAACGGUUAUUUUAUCGAGGUUUUAGGUUCCCCGUUUACUUGUUUUGAUUCUUCACAAUAUGGAACGUUAUUAAUGGUGGAUGGAGAAGAAGAAUAUUUCCCUGAAGAAGUAACAAAAUUAAAACGUGAUAUUGAUAAUGGUUUGUCUGUGAUAAUAUUUGCUGAUUGGUACAACGUAUCUGUUAUGAAAAAAGUUAAAUUUUACGAUGAAAACACGAGACAAUGGUGGAUGCCUGAUACAGGUGGCGCUAAUAUUCCUGCAAUAAAUGAUCUUCUUUCACCUCAUGGUAUGGCCUUUAGUGAUCAAGUAUUAGAAGGGGAUUUCAGUUUAGGAGAUCACGACAUGUAUUACGCCUCAGGAACAAGUAUUGCUAAAUUUCCUCAAGAUGGUAUUUUAAUCACCCAAACUCUUAAAAAUCAAGGAUAUGAGGUGUUGAAGUCAGAAACUCAGAUGGCUGAGAAUGUACCAAUACUAGGUCUUUAUCAAAAUAGGACCAAUAAAACCAGUGGUAGAAUAGUUCUAUAUGGUGAUUCUAACUGUCUAGAUACCAGCCAUCUACAAAAAGAUUGUUUUUGGUUGUUAAGUGCUAUGCUAGAGUAUACAGCCUACAAUAAUCUACCUACAGUAGUAAGAAAUGUAGAUAAAGUCAGUCUACCACCUGAUAUAGAAUUACCUGAGAGGAUGGAAGGCAACCAUCUUCAUCGUUACUCAAAGGUUAUUGAAGGUAAUUUAGGAACACCAAGGUCAAGGCCACUACCUCCUUGUCCACCAUUGAUAUGGGCCCAACCUCAUCCCAUUAAUAAAUCAGCUCCAAGCAAUCUAUAUCAGCAACCAAGAUUAAAAUCACUGCCAAUAGAGGUGCCAUUUUUACCAAAACAGCUACCUGAGCUGGUACUAAAACCAGACUUUCCGAUUGAACAGGAAUUAAAACCUCCAUCACUGCUUCAUGAAUCUUCAAACUUUUAUCCAGUGUUAGCGUUCAUAGGAACUGGACUAGUAGUGUUGUUUCUUCUUAAUCAAUAUUAUCAAAGCCGUUCUCGUCCAAAACGUAAACGAACGAAGCCUCGGGCUCGGAAACUCCAACAAUUUUUUUAUGGACGUGUUCCCGGGGUGUGA